AUGCUCAGCUUCCGCCGCGCCCUUGUGGCCGCGGCAAUCUUCAUCACGAUCCUCUUUUUCACAACACGAUCGACAUCGCCAUCCGCCUCGUCGCUAGCCGUCGAGUACCCAAAAACACAAUCCGACGCCGGCUCCCAUCCGAAGGAGAAUUCGCAAACGACGAAGACCCCCCCGAGCGAUGAGAUCCCCCACGCCGGGGUGAACCGCCCCCGACCGGUCCCCGAGGGGCAGCAGCCGAUACAGGACAUGUCCAAGAUGACGCUGUACGACAAGCUAGCCUACCAGUUCCCCUACGACGUCGAAUCCAAGUUCCCCGCAUACAUCUGGCAGACGUGGAAGUGGACUCCCGCGCACGGCGAGUUCCAGUUCCGCGACCAGGAGGCGACAUGGACGGAGCAGCACCCGGGGUUCAUCCACGAGGUGAUCACGGACCAGGUGGCGGUGCACCUGAUCCGGCUGCUGUACGCGUCGGUGCCUGAGGUGCUCGAGGCGUACGAGGCGCUCCCGCUGCCCGUGCUCAAGGCCGACUUCUUCCGCUACCUGAUCCUGCUGGCCCGCGGCGGCAUCUACUCGGACAUCGACACCUUCGCCAUCCGCAGCGCCGUCGACUGGAUCCCCGACGCCGUGCCGCGCCACACGGUCGGGCUGGUCAUCGGCAUCGAGGCCGACCCGGACCGCCCGGACUGGAAGGACUGGUAUUCCCGCCGCAUCCAAUUCUGCCAGUGGACCAUCCAGGCCAAGGCCGGCCACCCGGUCCUGCGCGAGGUCGUCCGCCAGAUCACGAACCGCACCCUGGAGCGCAAGAAGGACGGGUCGCUGAAGGAGCUCAACAAUAAGAGCGUUAUCGAGUUCACGGGCCCCGCCCUCUGGACGGAUACCAUUUUUGAGUACUUCAACGACGCGAGAUUCUUUGACAUGAGCAAGUCGACGGGGCCGAUCGAUUGGAAGAAUUUCACGGGCAUGGAGACUUCGCGGCGGGUCGGGGAUGUGAUUGUCUUGCCCAUCACCAGCUUCUCGCCGGGGGUGCAGCAGAUGGGUGCUAAGGAUUAUGAUGACCCCAUGGCGUUUGUGAAGCAUGAUUUCGAGGGUAUGGGCUCCUUUGCGUUUUCUAUCUGA
This is a messenger RNA of Chaetomium globosum CBS 148.51, 1116 nucleotides long. RefSeq lists its product as uncharacterized. Gene Ontology annotation, cellular component: mannan polymerase complex. The transcript has a single exon. Gene Ontology annotation, molecular function: alpha-1,6-mannosyltransferase activity. NCBI's taxonomy places the organism in Eukaryota, Fungi, Ascomycota, Sordariomycetes, Sordariales, Chaetomiaceae. Gene Ontology annotation, biological process: protein N-linked glycosylation. The record is from RefSeq and is a predicted model, not a curated record. The coding region runs from base 1 to 1116 and encodes 371 amino acids.